UUUGAGGCAGAUUUUGGGGUCCAGGGGCAGAUCUGGGGGCCCAGGCUCCCUUCCCCAUGAAAAUCACACUUUCAGAUCCCACAGAAAUCCAUUCCCAGCCUGGAGCAGCCGCUUUCCCUCCCCCACCUCCUCCCCUCCCCGAGCUCGCAGCUUUGGGUGCAAAAAACCCAAUUUUUGCGCAACGGCUGCGAAGUUCCAUUUCCUGGGGCCGAGCGGGCGCUUCCUUCCUGCGCCUGAGCCCGGCCUGGCUGCCCCGGCCGAUCCCGGCGAUCCCUCGGUCCCGGGGAGCGCCCGGAGCGGGAGGAUGAGGAUGGGGAUGAGGAUGAAGAUGAGGUUGGGGAUGAAGAUGAGGUUGGCGUUUCUGCUCCUCGUGGCUGCAGCCUCGUGCUUGAGCCAGACCGGGCACGAUCCCGGCGAGGAUUCCCGCCAGAAUUCCCGGGAUCUCUGGGAUUCCCCCCGGGAUUCCUACCGGAAUUCCAGCCGGGAUUCCCCCCGGGAUCUCCGGGAUUCCCCCCGGGAUUCCCCCCGGGAUUUCCGCCGGGAUCUCCGGGAUUCCAGCCGGGAUUCCCGCCGGGAUCUCCGGGAUUCCAGCCGGGAUUCCCCCCGGGAUUUCCGCCGGGAUCUCUGGGAUUCCAGCCAGGAUCUCCGGGAUUCCAGCCGGGAUUCCCGCCGGGGUUCCCGCCGCCGUUCCGGUACCGCCGCCCCGAGGCUCCUCCCGGCGCCGCUGCUGCUCCGGCUGCCCCCGGAGCCGGGGCCGCCCCGGAUCCGCUGCCUGGCCCCGCGGCGCUUCCCCGGCAGCACCUUCGAGCUCCUCCGGGGGCUCCCGGCGCUGCCGGUGCGGAUCCUCCUCGCCGCUCCCGACCGGCACUGGGCCGAGUUCGCCCUGCCCGGAGCCGCCGGCUGCUUCCGCUGCCGGUACCGGAGCCACAACGGCAGCGCCUGGCUGGAGUCGGAGCUGAGCACCGGCACCGGCGGCUCCGAUUUGAGCGAUGCUGAGUGUCAGCCGAGCGCCGGCACCGGCACCGGCACCGGCACCGCCGCGGGACCCGCACCCACGGCCGGGACCCCGUGGAACGGCACCGGGACCCCGUGGAACGGCACCGGGACCCUGCGGAACGAUCCCCCCUGGCUCCUCCCGGUCUCGGUCGGUGUCGCCGUCCCGGGGCUGCUGCUGCUGCUGGGGGCUGCAACCGUGGCCGGGCGAGGUGGGAGGGGGUUCGGAACCGGGAAUCCCGGGGGUUCGGAACCGGGAAUUCCGGGGGUUCGGAACCGGGAAUCCCGGGGGGCUCGGAACCGGGAAUCCCGGGGGUUCGGAACCGGGAAUCCCGGGGGCUCGGAACCGGGAAUCCCGGGGGUUCGGAACCGGGAAUCCCGGGGGUUCGGAACCGGGAAUUCCGGGGAUUCGGAACCGGGAAUCCCGGGGGGCUCAGCACCCAGGGACCCCCACUCCACUCUGCUGCCCCCCCCCGGUGCCACCGGUUCUGUCCUCACAGGCCUCCGGCGGCGGCGUGGACAGAGCCACACGGUGCCGGCCCCGGUAAGGCCGGGCCCCCGUGACCCCAAAUCCACCCCGGACCCCUCGGUCCCUCCCCGGGACCCCCAAAAUCCACACCCGCGCCCCUCCUGUCCCGGCAGAGCUUCCCCUUGGCCCCCGCGCCGACGUCGCCGUCCCCGUGAGGGCUCCCGGGGGUCCCGGUUGUCCCCCUUCCGUCCCGGUGUUCUCGUGGAUCGAGGCUGGCCCUGGAUCCGGUCACCGGGAGCCCUCCGGGAGGAACCCACCCCCCUCCCCGCCUCCGGUGCUGCCGGGGCUACACCGGACUCUCAAAUAAAGGUGCCACAUUCCCGGUGUCCCGUUCGCAUUCCCGGUGUCCCGUUCCCAUUUCCCGGUCCCGUUCCCAUUCCCGGUGUCCCGUUUCCAUUCCCGGUGUCCCGUUCCCGGUGUCCCGUUCCAGAUGUCCCAUUCCCGGUGUCCCGUUCCUGUUCCAGAUGUCCCGUUCCCGUUCCCGAUGUCCCGUUCCCGGUGUCCCAUUCCCGUUCCCGGUGUCCCGUUCUAGAUGUCCCAUUCCCAUUCCCGGUGUCCCAUUCCCGAUGUCCCAUUCCCGGUGUCCCGUUCCCAUUCCCGGUGUCCCGUUCCCGGUGCCCCGUUCCCGUUGCCCUCCCGUCCGCCAGGGGGCGCACCACCCCCUCCCGCUGCCGGGAUUUGAGGGCGUGGCCACCACCGGGGAGGGGCGUGUCCACCGCAGGGCGGGCCCGGGUCGGGGUGGGCGUGCCCGGGUCGGGGGGCGGGGCCCCGGGUGGGCGGGGCGCGGCGCGGUCCAAGAUGGCCGCGGUGUCGGUGUUCCCCGGCGUGCGGCUCCUCACGGUCGGGGACGCGAACGGGGAGAUCCAGCGGCACCAGGAGCAGCAGCCGCUGCGCCUCGAGGUCCGCACCGGCCCCGACAGCGCCGCCAUCGCCCUCUACGGCCAUGAGGAGGUCUGCGUCUUCAAGUGCUCCGUGUCCCGCGACACCGAGUGCAGCCGGGUGGGGAAGCAAUCCUUCAUCAUCACGCUGGGCUGCAACAGCGUGCUGCUGCAAUUCGGGACCCCCACCGAUUUCUGCUCCUUCUACAACAUCCUCAAGAACUGCCGCGGCCACAACACGGAGCGCUCGGUGUUCAGCGAGCGCACCGAGGAGUCCUCGGCCGUGCAGUACUUCCAGUUCUACGGCUACCUGUCCCAGCAGCAGAACAUGAUGCAGGACUACGUGCGCACGGGGACGUACCAGCGGGCGAUCCUGCAGAACCACAGCGACUUCAAGGACAAGAUCGUGCUGGACGUGGGCUGUGGCUCGGGCAUCCUCUCCUUCUUCGCGGCGCAGGCCGGGGCGCGCAAGAUCUACGCGGUGGAGGCCAGCACCAUGGCCCAGCACGCCGAGGUGCUGGUGAAGAGCAACAACCUGACGGAGCGGAUCGUGGUGAUCCCGGGCAAGGUGGAGGAGGUGUCGCUGCCCGAGCAGGUGGACAUCAUCAUCUCAGAGCCCAUGGGCUACAUGCUCUUCAACGAGCGCAUGCUCGAGAGCUACCUGCACGCCAAGAAGUACCUGAAGCCCAGUGGGAACAUGUUCCCCACCAUCGGCGACGUGCACCUGGCGCCCUUCACGGACGAGCAGCUCUACAUGGAGCAGUUCACCAAGGCCAACUUCUGGUACCAGCCCUCCUUCCACGGCGUUGACCUCUCGGCGCUGCGCGGCGCCGCCGUGGACGAGUACUUCAGGCAGCCCGUGGUGGACACCUUCGACAUCCGGAUCUUGAUGGCCAAAUCCGUCAAAUACACCGUGAACUUCUUGGAAGCCAAGGAGGGCGACUUGCACAGGAUAGAAAUCCCCUUCAAGUUCCACAUGCUGCACUCGGGGCUGGUGCACGGCCUGGCCUUCUGGUUCGACGUGGCCUUCAUCGGCUCCAUAAUGACGGUGUGGCUCUCCACGGCCCCCACGGAGCCGCUGACCCACUGGUACCAGGUGCGCUGCCUGUUCCAGUCGCCGCUCUUCGCCAAGGCCGGCGACACGCUCUCAGGGACCUGCCUGCUCAUCGCCAACAAGAGACAGAGCUACGACAUCAGCAUCGUGGCCCAGGUGGACCAGACAGGCUCCAAGUCCUCCAACCUGCUGGACCUGAAAAACCCCUUCUUCAGGUACACGGGCACGACCCCCUCGCCCCCGCCCGGCUCCCACUACACGUCGCCGUCGGAGAACAUGUGGAACACGGGCAGCACCUACAACAUGAGCACGGGCAUGGCCGUGGCCGGGAUGCCGGCGGCCUACGACCUGAGCAGCGUCAUCGCCGGCGGCUCCAACGUGGGCCACAACAACCUGAUCCCCCUAGCCAACACCGGCAUCGUCAACCACACCCACUCCAGGAUGGGCUCCAUCAUGAGCACGGGCAUCGUGCAAGGCUCGUCCAGCGGGCAGAGCGGCUCGUCCAGCGCCCACUACCCCCUGAACAGCCAGUUCACCAUGGGGGGGCCGCCCAUCUCCAUGGCCUCGCCCAUGUCCAUCACCACCAACACCAUGCACUACGGCAGCUAAGGGCCCCGGCUCCCCCCGAGCCACCCACAACCAAAUCCGGGACCCCCCCCCCGCCCCGGGGGUCCCCCCGCCCCCCUCGCUCCGUGCCGGACCCGGAGGGGAAUUUUGGGAUUUGUUUUUUUGUUGUU
This is a messenger RNA of Haemorhous mexicanus (house finch), 4191 nucleotides long. RefSeq names its product coactivator associated arginine methyltransferase 1 (gene CARM1). The transcript is spliced from 19 exons. Lineage: Eukaryota; Metazoa; Chordata; Aves; Passeriformes; Fringillidae. The record is from RefSeq and is a predicted model, not a curated record. The coding region runs from base 305 to 4063 and encodes 1252 amino acids. Gene Ontology annotation, molecular function: protein-arginine N-methyltransferase activity. Gene Ontology annotation, biological process: peptidyl-arginine methylation.